ACUAAUUUGAGUGUCCUGGAUUUACAUUAACUAUGUUACGUGUAGUCUAUGAGACCAGGCUGCCUUUCUAGACCCUAGUCAUGUGUCAGAAUGGAAAUGAGAAUGUAUGUUUUAUAUAUAUGUACUACCAGGACUACUACAACUAAUUAUCAUUCGUAGUAAAAAAUAAAAUACAAUCUAACAGCUGUAGGCUCUACACUAUACAGCUGAAUACCAUCAAUGCUUUUCAAUGGUUUCUCUCUGCUUCUCUUAUUUCUAACUGUUUCUUUCCAUGAAUGGCUGCAGUCUCUGACAUCCAUUCGUGAAAAAUAUGAACAAGCAUUGAUCAAGAUCCAACAGCUGAAGAAGGAGCAAAAGGAGUUGAAAGGGAAGGUUGAGGUCCAAAGUGUGGAGAUUGCACAGCUGACCCCAAGGCUCAAAUCUGAGCAGGAGACCGUCAGACUGGAGGAUUACAUUCAACUUCUACAGGAGGCUCGGACACAGUUGCACCAGGAGCAGCAGGCUUCCAACAACACCCGCAGACGUGCAGAGAAAGCCGAGAGGGAACUGGAAGAGGUCUAUGAGCGCAUGGAGAGCACUUCCAUGACGUCUGCUCAGACCAAGCAGAAGAGCAGUAAACUAGAGAUGCAACUUUUAGAGUUACGCAGAAUCAUUGAGGAGAAAGAAAACAUAGCAGAGAUGGCUAAAGUAGAAAAUGAGGAGUUGUCCAGAGAAAAUCAGGACCUCAGAAGAGAUAUUGAGAGACUUCGCAAGGAGUUCACUGACCUCCCGACUGCACCAGUGUCCUUGGAGCCUCCCAGCCCUUAUGGCUCUCCAGCUGACCCCACCCCUACUGAGGAGCAGCAGCUAGAUGUACUAUCUGAGACCCCAGAAACUGCUCCAAACUCCAAGGAGGAAGAGUUGUCCUUGGAGUGUCGUCACUGCCAUGAGUGGUUCCCUGGCAUCACCCAGGAUGAGCUGGGGCUGCAUGAGGACAGCCACAGACUGUGCCCCUACUGCACCCUCAUCUGUGACGGAGUGGAGCAGACUAUAUUUGAAGACCACGUCUUCAGCCAUGAGGUGUAGAGAUGCCACAUCCUCACAACCCAUCAUACAGAAAGUUGCUGAGAGUAGACUAAAUCUGAAACUCUACGGAUGAUGUUCCUAACAACCCAUCAUACAGAGAGUUGCUGAGAGUAGACUAAAUCUGAUACUCUACGGAUGAUGCACCUAACAACCCGUCAUACAGAGAGUUGCUGAGAGGAGACUAAAUCUGAUACUCUACGGAUGAUGCACCUAACAACCCGUCAUACAGAGAGUUGCUGAGAGGAGACUAAAUCUGAUACUCUACGGAUGAUGCUCCUAACAACCCAUCAUACAGAGAGUUGCUGAGAGUAGACUAAAUCUGAUACUCUACGGAUGAUGCUCCUAACAACCCAUCAUACAGAGAGUUGCUGAGAGUAGACUAAAUCUGAUACUCUACGGAUGAUGUUUCUAACAACCCAUCAUACAGAGAGUUGCUGAGAGUAGACUAAAUCUGAUACUCUACGGAUGAUGCUCCUAACAACCCAUCAUACAGAGAGUUGCUGAGAGUAGACUAAAUCUGAUACUCUACGGAUGAUGUUUCUAACAACCCAUCAUACAGAGAGUUGCUGAGAGUAGACUAAAUCUGAUACUCUAUGGAUGAUGCUCCUAACAACCAUUUAUACAGAGAGUUGCUGAGAGUAGACUAAAUCUGAAACUCUACGGAUGAUGCUCCUAACAACCCAUCAUACAGAGAGUUGCUGAGAGUAGACUAAAUCUGAUACUCUACGGAUGAUGUUUCUAACAACCCAUCAUACAGAGAGUUGCUGAGAGUAGACUAAAUCUGAUACUCUACGGAUGAUGUUUCUAACAACCCAUCAUACAGAGAGUUGCUGAGAGUAGACUAAAUCUGAUACUCUACGGAUGAUGUUUCUAACAACCCAUCUAGAACAUUAUAAAACAAACAUUUAUAUCCCCCUGUUCAUAAAUGUUCUCUUGUCUAAGACUGUCCAUUCUUAAUUUCAGUCUUAGUAGAGAUUUACCUCCAUUGCUGGUCAAUAGGAAUGUAUUGCUUUGCUUUUUAAUGGUUUCUCUAUUGUUAUAAACUACGUUUACUUUGGCUUAUUGCACUAUACUGACUCUCUCCCCUUAAACCUGCUGCUAAUAUAUGUGUUGCAUAUUAGAGUCAAAUUAUUCAUUGCCAAAUGAUUCAUGCCCAAAUGAUUCAUGCCCAAAUGAUUCAUGCCCAAAUGAUUCAUGCCCAAAUGUUUAACGGUCAAAUGAUUGAAAGUUGAAAUGGGAUUAAUGUGGGAAGAUUUUUGUUGUUGUUAUAUUCACAGUUGUCUUGACAUGAAAUAAACAUUGUUUUGUAUCAUGAACUACAAUAUUCAAAGAAUUACUAUGCUAUUUAAAUAGAAGGUUGUUGAAUAUAAUGAAUAAUACAACAACAAAAAAUUAAUUCAUGACAACUGCCUCAGAACAUAACAUUUGUAACCUAGUUUUCAUCUCCAGCUAUGUAUUCCACCUAGUCAGAAGUGACUUUUUCGUAGCAGGUUAGGAGAACUUAUGCAGCAGGUUAGGAGAAUUAACGUAGAAGGUUAGGAGACUGAGGUUAAGGUUAGGGAAAGGGUUAGGGUUAGUUACAUUGCUCUCCUAACCUGUAACGAAAAGUAACAUCCGGUCGUAGCUGUACUCCAUCUAGUCACAACCAGAGAGGAGGGCUGACAGCAGCCAAUAGUGUGGCUCUGCAGAUGAUUGGGAAUCCAAUGCAUGUAGCCUGAUCAGUCAUUAAUUAGGCUAAAUGACUUGACAAAAAUGUUUGUUAGAGGAAUUUUGCAACCCUAAUUUAACUGUAAAGAAACGCUCCACUUCGCUAGAGGGUGCUUUUUGGCCCUGGUCAAAAGUAGUGCACUAUAAAGGGAAUAGGGUGCUAUUUGGCAUGCAGCCCCAUGACAUAUGUUUGUUUGCCAUUAUAUCAUUGAAUAAGAACUAAGAGAAUGUAGCAUUUAUGUCAUUAAUAUAUAAGCACUCAAGACUACAAUAUUAGUAGGUAUGCAUGGGGGUGGGGCGGGGGAUAUCAUGAGUUAUAAUGAUAAUGUGUGAACCACUAAGAUGUUUGUUUGCGUUUAUUGAAAAUGAUAUUGUACAUUGGUUACGCUGUCUGUCCUUCCUGUUCUCUUCAACCAGUGUCAUGAGCCCCGUUUAAACCUGGUUCUAACAUGAGUCCUUUGUCCUAAUCUUGUCCACAUUCUGGCUGUGCGCACAUUUUCAGACAGGUGUAGAUGAUUCACGCAUUGUGAUGUGAUUGUGAUCAGAUCUUCCUGCCCAUCUCUGGAGGUAGUUAAGCACGCAUUGAAUAUGGACAAGAUCAGGACACAGGUAACACCAGGUAUAAAUAGGGCCAAGAUCUGCCUGUGUGAU
Messenger RNA from Oncorhynchus tshawytscha (Chinook salmon), 3423 nucleotides. Its product is annotated as calcium-binding and coiled-coil domain-containing protein 2-like. The coding region runs from base 220 to 1065 and encodes 281 amino acids. NCBI's taxonomy places the organism in Eukaryota, Metazoa, Chordata, Actinopteri, Salmoniformes, Salmonidae. The transcript is spliced from 7 exons. The record is from RefSeq and is a predicted model, not a curated record.